AGCAGGCACAGCCAUGGUCCACUGACAGGUCGAUGAGAGCAGACGCGAGGAUGACCUACGCACCUUCAUCACCCACUCUGUCCUCAGGACCGAGGCAGAGGCAGUAGGUUAACGGCUCCAUGUCCCUCUCGCAGAAGACCCACAGACUGGCUCUGCUUUAGGCCCCCUCGCUCUCGCGCUUCGCAGCGACAACCUUUUCGCCACUUGGCCUUGGACAACGCUGAUUUCUCAGGAGAAGGGGUUUGAGCACAGCUUUCCCCCUGGAUUACUUGUGGAGAUUAGUCAUGGGGAAUGCGGCUGGAGGGGGCUUGGAGCAGGAGCCGGGCGACGGCCGCGAGGCCCGCAACCCGGCCGGCGCGGCCGCAGGGAUGAGCGACCCCGCACCGCUGGUGCAGAAGAAGCAGCCGGCGGCCCCCAAACUGCCCAUGCCCCCGGAGGAGGAGCUGGAGGAGCGCUUCAACGUGGUGCUGAACAACAUGAACUUGCCCCCAGACAAGCUGAACCUCCUGAGUCAGUACGAUAACGACAAGAAAUGGGAACUAGUCUGUGAUCAGGAGCGGUUCCAAGUGAAGAGCCCCCCGUCCACGUACCUGACCAAGAUCAAGAGCUUCUACCAGGACCAAGGGGGGGUGUCUCGCAGGCAUAAGAAAAGAAUCCAAGAAGCAACUCAGGUUCUCAAGAACUUGGAAAUAUCUCUUCGAACAAAUCACAUUGGGUGGGCCCAGGAGUUCCUCGACGAUGAGAACAACGGCUUGGACGUCCUGGUGGAAUAUCUGUCGCACGCUCAGAGCGACGUGUUCGAGGUGGAGAACGCGGAGAAUGGCGGCACCUUGUCGGACAGGGCCAAGCCGGCGGAGCGCUCCAUGGAGGAUUUGACCAGGAGCUCCAGCAGCUCUCACUCCCACGGGAUGAGCAGGGCAGCUCGAGCGCUGACCGUGAGAAUAACCACGCUGAGCAGCAAGAUGCACAGGAAGUCCCACUCCUCCAGCCAGAGGGACGACGUGCACGUUUGCAUCAUGUGCCUUCGGGCCAUUAUGAACUACCAGUCUGGAUUCAACCAGGUGAUGACUCACCCGCGCUGUGUCAACGAGAUCACCCUCAGCCUCAACAGCAAGAACCCCAGGACCAAGGCCCUGGUGCUGGAGCUGCUGGCCGCGGUGUGUCUCGUCAGAGGCGGACACGACAUCAUCCUUUCCGCUUUUGACAACUUCAAAGAGGUGAGCAAAGAAAAGAACCGCUUUGAGAAGCUGAUGGAGUACUUCGUCAACGACGACAGCAACAUUGACUUCAUGGUGGCCUGUAUGCAGUUCAUUAACAUUGUGGUCCACUCCGUGGAGAACAUGAACUUCCGCGUCCAUCUCCAGUACGAGUUCACGCACCUCGGAUUAGACAAGUAUCUGGAGCAUGUGAGGCAAACCGAGAGCGAGAAGCUGCAGGUCCAGAUCCAGGCCUACCUGGACAACGUGCUGGACGUGGGAGCGCUGCUGGAGGACGCUGAGAACCGCGGUGGAGUGUUGGACCAUGUGGAUGAGCUGCAGCACCACAACGUGCAGCUGAGCGCCCGCCUUCAGGAGAUCGAGACCCACACGGGGGAGAGAAUGUCUGAACUGGAAACUCAGCUCAUGCAGGCGACCAAAGAGGCCGAGCUGCUCAAAGAAAGCCUGCGAGAGUCCUGUUCCCAGGUUAGUACUUUGCAGCAGAGAGAGAGGGAGCGGGAGCUGGACAGGGAGCGGGAGAAGGACAGGGAGCGUCUGAGCGCCUCCCCCCAGACCCUCUCAGAGCUGGAGCAGAAGAUCCAGGAGCUGCAGGACAAGGGCCUGAUCCAGCUGGGACGCAGUCCCUCCGGAGGCCUGGACAUCCAGGUGGUGCCCGUCAAAGUGGUGGAAUAUGUCCAAGUGCCCGCUCCUGCCCCUCAGCCCAGCGCCUCCCCAGUGUCUGAUCAGCCUGCCUCCGCGCCGCCACCUCCUCCACCACCUCCCGCACCAGUAGCUUCUAUCGGGAUCCCACCUCCACCGCCACCUCCUCCUCCCCCAGCAGGAGCAGGCCCCCCACCACCUCCUCCUCCUCCACCUGGAUCUGGACCCCCACCUCCUCCUCCCCCACCCGGCUCUGGGCCGCCACCUCCUCCUCCCCCACCAGGAGCCGGCCCCCCGGCUCCUCCCCCUCCUCCUCCUCCUCCACCCGGCUCUGGACCCCCACCUCCUCCUCCUCCGCCCGGCUCUGGACCCCCACCUCCACCAGGUUGUGGCCCUCCACCUCCUCCAGGAGCACCAAACGCAUCUGGUAUGAAAAGUAAGAAGGCCAUCCAGACCAAGUUCAGGAUGCCAUUGUUAAACUGGCAGGCCCUAAAACCAAACCAGAUCACAGGCACCGUCUUCAAUGAGCUGGAUGAUGAGCAGAUUUUAGGGGAGCUAAACAUGGACAUGUUUGAGGAGCACUUCAAAACCAGGGCCCAAGGUAACCCUGCAGACCUAUCCAAUAAGAAGAAGAAGGUGUCCCAGAAGGCCCCCAGCAAGACCUCUCUGAUGGACCCCAACAAGGCCAAGAAUCUGGCUAUCACUCUACGGAAGGGAGGCAUGGACCCAUCUAAAAUCUGCAGCGCCAUAGAGACGUACGACCAGGAGUCUUUGAAGCUAGAGUUCCUAGAACUGCUGGAGCCCUUCAUUCCGUCAGAUUUCGAGAUGAAGCUGCUGCUCAACUACGAGAAGGACGGUCGACCGAUCGAGGAACUGGCGAACGAGGACCAGUUCAUGCUGCGUUUUGGGAAGAUUCCUCGUCUGAACCAGCGAAUCAACACCCUCACCUUCAUGGGCAACUUCCCUGAGACGGUCAAACGCCUGCAGCCGCAACUGAACUCCAUCAUCGCUGCGUCCAUGUCUAUCAAGUCCUCCAGCAAACUGAAGAAGAUCUUGGAAAUCGUUCUGGCCUUCGGUAACUAUAUGAACAGCAGCAAGAGGGGAGCAGCGUACGGCUUCCGGCUGCAGAGUCUGGACCUUCUGCUGGAGACCAAGUCCACAGAUCGCUCGCAGACGCUGCUUCAAUUCAUCACUAACAUCAUUGAGGAGAAAUACCCCGAUCUGACUGAUUUUCACACUGACCUGCGCUUCGUGGACAAGGCCGCCCUCGUAUCCCUGGACAGCAUUCUUCAGGACAUCCGCUCUCUGGAACGCGGAAUGGAAAUGACCAAAAAGGAGUUUCUGGUACAGGACGACAGCCCCGUUUUAAAGGAAUUCAUCAAAACAAACUGCGAGCACCUGGAGUCCUUGAUCAAAGACAGCAAGACGGCACAGGAGGCUUACGUCUCCGUGGUGGAGUAUUUCGGAGAGAAUCCCAAAACCACUCAGCCGUCCAUGUUUUUCCCGCUCUUUGGCCGCUUCAUUAAGGCUUACAAGACGGCGCAGCAGGAGAUCCAACAGAGAAAGAAAGCGGCGAGUGAGAGUGCAGAGGAAAAGCAGUCGCCUUCUCCGAACAAGGCGGCGGCUCAAAAGGGGCCCGCGACGCCCAAGAUGCCGCAGAUGGACCUGAUAGCGGAGCUGAAGAAGAGGCAGGUGAAGCCGCCGGUGCGCGAGGGGAAGGACGGCGCCCUGGAGGACAUCAUCACGGAUUUGAGGAACACGCCGUUCAGGCGCGCAGAUGGUCGACGACCAGCGCAGCGCCAGGACACAUGAGCCCUUUCUGGUCCAAGACGGUGUAAUGUUAUUCCUGGAAUCACAGUCACGCAUACAGACACACUGUAUAUGCAGAUUUUCGACUAUAUAAUUAACUAUAAAGCUUUGUAUAUGUUUACAUUUUACUGUUUUAGUGCUCUGUAAAUAGAGUUUAAAAUAUUCUGUUAAUGCAACAAUACACAGAUUUAAUGCUGGAUCUAAAAACAUUUUCUUACUACUUUAUAUGCUAUUACAUUCAAAGUGUUACCUAAAACAAAUCAUGCCAUCAUUUCAAAAUAAACCCAUUUUGUACAUGUGCUGAACCGAUACGCUACCUGUAUCCCAGUUUCCCGAAUUUUACAGAAUGACACAAUGCAAUUCUGACCAAGUAUUAAAAAAAGUAUCAGACAUCA
This is a messenger RNA of Betta splendens (Siamese fighting fish), 4060 nucleotides long. It is a transcript of the gene fmnl1a, whose product is annotated as formin-like 1a. Gene Ontology annotation, biological process: cell migration; regulation of cell shape; cortical actin cytoskeleton organization. Gene Ontology annotation, cellular component: cytosol. The transcript is spliced from 26 exons. The record is from RefSeq and is a predicted model, not a curated record. Lineage: Eukaryota; Metazoa; Chordata; Actinopteri; Anabantiformes; Osphronemidae. Gene Ontology annotation, molecular function: small GTPase binding; actin filament binding. Bases 285 to 3668 code for a protein of 1127 amino acids.